This is a messenger RNA of Pieris macdunnoughi, 462 nucleotides long. The record is from the annotation of a GenBank genome assembly. Lineage: Eukaryota; Metazoa; Arthropoda; Insecta; Lepidoptera; Pieridae.
AUGGGUUUUACAAAUAUCUUAGGAAAGACAUUAGGAUUUGCUGGUUAUGCUUUACAAUAUGCUUGUAUUACACACUGCACUUUUGAAUAUGUGGGUGAUUUUGUAAUGUGCUCAGGUCCAUCAAUGGAACCAACUUUGGAGACCAACAACAUAUUAUUUACUGAACAUAUAACACCUCGAAUGCAAAGGUUACGUCGUGGGGACAUAAUUAUAGCAAAGUGCCCCACAAAUCCAAAGCAAAAUAUAUGCAAACGAAUUACAGGACUUCCUGGUGACAAAGUAAAGGGCCAUUUUAUGAGAAGUCAGUAUGUGCCCAGAGGUCAUGUAUGGCUGGAAGGAGACAAUUCUAGUAAUUCUUCAGAUUCAAGAAUUUAUGGAGCUGUUCCUCAAGGCUUAAUACGCAGUCGAGUAGUAUGCAGAGUUUGGCCAUUAGAUAAAAUGAGUACUCUGACUCAAGUGUAG